CUGAUAAUUUUAUGUAUGCUAACUUUUUCACCAAUUCGUCUGCCGGUCGCUUGCGACCAUUGCGAUGUUCUCCAUUACCGCUCUGAUUACUGUUAUCUUGCUUCGAUGCCAUUGCAGAACCGGACGUCAUUUUAUUCACCACCAAACCAUACACUCACCAGAGGACAAAAGCCACCCGGUUACAAAUUCCAAGGAAACGCGACUGCUAACUAGAUCACGCUGUGACCGUAAAAAGCAAAUGCUAGAUGCUGCGCGCGCCUGCAUGCUGCUGACAACGCCGCUGAAACUGCUGUAAACUCAAGUCAGAUAGCCCAAGCGGCUUUUUCCUACCGUGUUCACUUGGUGUGAAACAUUCAGCGUAGUUCAUAUUAAGAUUCAAUGAUACUAGAACAUGGAACAGCGUGAAAAAUGAAUCGAUAUUGUAAAAAGUAGAAUAUGUUAACAAAGGUAAUAAUGGGCUGUGAAGGAGUGAAAACAAAAAGGACUUAAGUCGGCACGACAUUUAAUGUUUUUGGAUGAAUGAGAUUUGCUACAAAUAUUUUAUAAUUACAUUUCCUCCGUUCUGAAAUUGAUACUUUGAUAGAAAUUACCGUUCCAAUCUUUAUGUAUGUUUUGUCUUCAGUAGAGGGAUAUUAUGAAAACAGAUAUUUAUUUUAGUAAAAACCAAAUAAUAAGGAGGAUGGAAAUCAAUACAAUGUAGAAGGAAGAGCGUUUAGAUAGGACUAUUAGGAGCCAUUCAGCGUUUAGAUAGGACUAAGGAAGAACUAAGGGAUCAGGAACCGUAAGAUGGAAAUGAAAAGAAGAUAAGAAUGAAAGUGAAAACGAAAAUGAUCGAAGUUCACGACAGAUGUGACAAAUGAAAAGUUCAUAGAGUGCGAUUGAGUAGAUGAAUUAGGCUAGCCUAUGAGAGUGUCUAUGCUUCAGAAUUUACGAAUCCAAAUACAUGCCAGCGGGUUGUGUAGGAAGGAGGUUGAUAACUAGGGUCCAAGAUAUUCCGGAAUGUGAAACGCAUGAACACAUUUUGUAUUCAUUUAAGUCUUCGACGAUAUUUAAGAGAGAGAGAGAGAAAGGGGAGUAUAGUGAUUAUACUACGCUAGAUAAUUUAAAUUUAUUAACUUUUGGUCAAUUAUUUAUGUACAAUUUUUAUCGUAACAGAGCAGCGUGAAGAGGAAGAAUUGUAAUGAAUUAGGACGAGAAAAUAAGGAGACAAUUUUAAAAUUAUCGGCAAUCAUUGGAACAGUCAGACGAAAUGCGCAAUAUGCGGAAAUAUCCUUAACAAUCAAAUCUGCAUCGAAAUCGAUUUGAUAGAUAGAAUAUUCACGUGUAACGUACCCUUCAUCUUCAGCACAUCAGCGGAACAAAUGAACACGGUAGGAAAAGUCGCUUGGGCUUUCUGGCUUGGUUUUUGCGGAAAUUCAGCGCAUUCACCAACUCUACUUGACAGCAAGAUUGGAGCAGCAGCAGCCAUUCUCGUUCUAACAGUUGAAGUGAGCUGGUUAGCAAUCUCGUUUCCUUGGAAUUUGUAACCCAGGUAGCCUCUGCUCUCUCUCUCUCUGGUAAGUUAAGUUUGGUGUGGCGUCCCUGCAGCCAUCUUAGAAUAAUUGGGGAAGGUGGUUUUUUCCAUUAAUUUUGUUCCAUUUUCAUUGCUUUUGUAAAACACGUUGUAAAAGUAUAGAACCUACGAUGGAACCGAACGGAGGAAAGGAUCAGAACAAUGGCAAAGGUGAGCAGCCACCUAACGAGUUUCUACAAACACUCGUUGCUUUCUUGAUCGCCAAAAACCGGGCGGAAGCGGAGCAUAAUCGGGCGGUUUUGACGACCGUGCGUGACCAGUUAGAUAGAUUUUUGCGGCGCGCAUCUAACGCAAUAACCGGUUUCACUUACCCACCGGGAAGUGAUGCUGCUGCUCCGGAACAAGAAACCAACCAGGAGCCUGAAGCGGAAGUAAAGACGAAUGAGGAUGAUCCGGUCGCGUCCACCGGGGGACGCCGUGACUCGGCGGAUUCGAUGGACUUGACUGACAUGAAAUCCGAAGUGUACGACCUUUCCGGUAUUUUCAUGGAACGUUCGGAAAACAAUUCCGACAAAUCGGACGAUCAUUAAAAGGGCGUUCGAUUUUUUUGUUUUUUCCCAAUUUAGAAAAGCUACACGAAGCCGAGCAGAGUUUCACCGGAAACAUGUAUGCGGUACAAUUGUAAUGAGUGGAUAAUAAAUAAUUUCGCGAAUUUACAAAAAUA
Messenger RNA from Anopheles funestus (African malaria mosquito), 2237 nucleotides. RefSeq lists its product as uncharacterized. The transcript is spliced from 3 exons. Lineage: Eukaryota; Metazoa; Arthropoda; Insecta; Diptera; Culicidae. The record is from RefSeq and is a predicted model, not a curated record. The coding region runs from base 1684 to 2103 and encodes 139 amino acids.